Maylandia zebra (zebra mbuna) is the source of this 2557-nucleotide messenger RNA. RefSeq names its product actin filament associated protein 1-like 1a (gene afap1l1a). Gene Ontology annotation, cellular component: cytosol. Gene Ontology annotation, molecular function: SH3 domain binding. The record is from RefSeq and is a predicted model, not a curated record. Lineage: Eukaryota; Metazoa; Chordata; Actinopteri; Cichliformes; Cichlidae.
UCAAGCACACUUGUAACCUUGUCAAACACGAGUCAUUUGUGGCUCCGAGCUGUUCUGCUGCGACGGGAGCUUGGUGGCUUUAGGACCCAGCAGAUCAGCGGGUGCCUGCUGCUGCUCUGUGUUGUAUCCACUGUGGAUCUAUCAGCGGCGGCAGCAAGCAGCUCUCCACACGUCUUCACAUGCUCACUCACUCACUCAUGGACCUGCAGUAGACUUUCACAGGGACAGCAUCACAGCGCAAUGGACACAAGCGGCCCCAAGUGUAAGUCAAUGGAGGUGUUGGUGAGUGAGCUGGGCGUGCUGCUGAAGAUGCUGGACCAGGAGAACCUCAGCUCCACCACCCAGGAGAAGAAGACCUCAGUGCGGAACCUCCUGCAGCAGAUAGAGCCAUCAGUGUCAGGAACAGACUACAUCUACAUGAACUCAUCAGUGUACAGAAAUGGCACGAGCUUUGUAGAGUCUCUCUUUGAGACAUUUGAUUGUGAGCUUGGAGACCUAAAGGAUGUUUCUGAUGAUGUGAAAGAAAACAAGAAUGCACAAACUGAAACUUCGAAAAAGAGCUGUGUCGCCCCACACUCAGCUGACUCGCCACCCCCGCUGCCCACAACCCCUCCUCCAGAGGAGUACUACGAAGAAGCAGUGCCCCUGGGCCCUGGCAAGAUGCCUGAGUAUAUAAUAACAAGAGUAAGGUCCAGCCCUCCUAACUCUAUAGAAGAUGGCUAUGAAGAUACAGAAAACCAAUACCCCACUACCUGCUCAAACCUACGUCGCAAAAACUCCUACAAUGAUUCUGAUGCACUGAGCAGUUCUUACGAGUCCUACGAGGAAGACGAGGAAGAGAGGAGCCCAAGCGUCCGGCUUACUCAUCAGUGGCCCUCCGAUGAGAGCUCCAUGCCUCCUGCCAGGGACUGUCGCAUUUGUGCCUUCCUGCUGCGUAAAAAACGCUUUGGGCAGUGGGCCAAGCAGCUCACUGUCAUACGGGACAACAGGCUACAAUGUUAUAAGAGUUCCAAAGACAUGUCCCCCUACGUGGACCUGCUGCUGCCCCAAUGCACUGUAGUCUACGUCCCCAAAGACACCAAGAGGAAGCAUCAUGAGCUUCGCUUUACCUUACCCAAUGGGGACGCGCUGGUGCUGGCGGUACAGAGCAAAGAGCAGGCCCACACGUGGCUUACGGUUGUCAGAGAGGUGAGCAGUCAGAGCGCAGCACCCGAGGAAUCGGCAUCUCCUGUCAUUCUCAGAAAAUGUGAACUUGAUAAGAGGUUGUCUGCGGAGAGGAACACAUCAGAUUCAGACAGUGUGGGCGUGUCAGCUGGAGAGAACUGCAGAGAGAAUGGUAAGGUGAAACGGGGUCCUUUUGCUGCGGGGCGUAAGAUCACACGCAUCAUCAGCUUCUCAAAGAAGAAGUCAACUCGGACAAGUGACCCACGGACAUACAGCGAUCCUCGGCAAGGCCAUUUGUCAGUGCUGGUGAACCAGGUGUGGCGGGAGCAGUGGUGCUGCGUGUGCAGAGGUGCCCUGCACUUCUACAACGACAAAGGAGAUCCUCGGAUGUCUCUCCCUUCCCUUCCUCUCCACGGCUGUGAGGUGGUUCCGGGACUCGGACCCAAGCACCCCUUUGCCUUCCGUGUCUUACGGGACAGCACAGAAGUGGCUGCCCUGGAGGCAAGCAGCUCAGAGGAGCUUGGACGGUGGCUCGGUCUCCUCCUGGCAGAAAUGGGCUCUGCGACAGACCCAGAAUCACUGCAUUACGACUAUGUAGAUGUGGAAACCAUUGCUAACAUCCGUGAUGCUGCGCGGCAUUCCUUCCUGUGGGCUACCUCCUCCAGCAGCACCUCCACAGAUUCUAGAACAUACGAUGAGGUACCUAACGAGGAUCUGCAGUCAGGAGAGAACCGCAGGCAGCAGUCUGGGAAUACAGGGAAACGGCGCUCAAGUUUCUCAAGCAGCGACUCUGACAGAACCAAACCAUUAGUCUCCCUGAAGCGAAUAGGCUCACAUACCAGCCAGUACGGGAGGUAUGGGAAAACGCGAGCAGAAGAAGAUGCCAAACGCUACCUGAGAGAAAAAGAGGAGCUGGAGAAAGAGCGAGAUGGCAUACGUAAUGCACUAGUAACCCUCCGACAGCAGAAGAGAGAGCUGAAAGAAGAGCUGAAGACAGCUGCAGAUAAGAGGAAGUCCUUCCUGAACAAGCGUGUGGCUCAGUUGGAGGAGGCCUGUCGAGCUAAAGAGGCAGAGAGGGUGGACCUGGAACUUCAACUGACUCAGGUCAAAGAAAACCUAAAUAAGAGCCUGGCAGGAGGAACCCUGGGGGCAUCAGCGGAGGCUAAACCUCCUGUUCAGGCUUCUAGCAAGAAGAUCCAGAAUAUCUACAGUGAUUCUUUACCAGUAAAUUGUGCCGCAGAGCUGCGUAGGAGGCCACCGUCUGUUUACGCUUCUUGUACUGGAACUGUCAUGCAGAAAGCAAAGGAAUGGGAGUCAAAGAAAGGAACCUAGGAUGACGAGGGAAAUAAUGCAUAUCUGGAAGAGACUUUGGACCCUUUGUCUAAAAUUUGCC